AUGUCUCGAAAACUGAAAGUCUUGGUGGCUCAAGUGGGCUCAAUCCGUAUAGAUUCUGACCGAAAAGAGGCUAAAACAGCUUUAACGACAUUUUUCCCGCGACACAUCUUGAGUACGGAGGAGGUGGAGAGGUUUUUUGAGAAAGGCGAUGACAUCAUCAAUAGCGAAAAUGUCAAAAGGAUUCUUCGAUGCGGCGCAAUCGCUUGUAAAGGAAGGGAAGGUGAUUAG
Paracoccidioides brasiliensis Pb18 is the source of this 228-nucleotide messenger RNA. RefSeq lists its product as uncharacterized. The record is from RefSeq and is a predicted model, not a curated record. The transcript has 2 exons. Bases 1 to 228 code for a protein of 75 amino acids.